AUGAACCAAAAUCUUGAAAAAAGAAAAAUUUUAUACAAAUCUAAAGGAUUUCAUAAACCUGAAGAUUUAUUAAGAAAUCGUCAAAAUCAACAAAUUGAAAUUUGUCGUCAAAAUCGGGAAAAUGCUAUAUCAGCUAAUCGUCUUCAUUUUAAGACUUUAGCUUUGACAUUGAAUAAUGAAACAGUAGAAAAAGAAGAUAAUGAAAUUUCUUUUGAAUCCCAAUUUUCAUUUGAAGAAUUUGAAGAAUUUGAAGAGAUGUCUAAAAAUUUAUUUUCCGAUUCUAUGAAAAAUCAAUGGGAAGCUCUUACUAAAUUUAGAAAUUUUCUUUACAUUGAAAAUUCAUCCAUUUUUGAAAUGACUAAAGUAUUUGAUUUGAGAAUUGUGCUAAGAUUUGUUGAACUUUUAGGAUCUGGACAUGAAUAUAUUCAAUGGGAAGCUACAAUUAAAAAUAAUUUAUAUAAUCAUCUUAUUUUAAAUUCGGGAGCUCUUAAUCCUUUAUUAACCAUUUUGAAUAACUUACAAGAAAAUGAUUCUUUAUAUUGUAUAGUGUCUUGUGCUCUCACAACUUUUUGUUCCGUUCAAAUUAAAUCAGAAGUUGAUUGGUAUUUUAUUACACCAGCCCUUCCUACUUUAGCACAAUUUUUAAAUUGUAAAGAUGAAAUGAUUAUUGAAAAAGCUUGUUGGACAUUUGGAUCAAUUGCUGAAGGAGGAAUUCAACAAAUUCAAAUAAUAAUAGAAUUAGGAAUUUGUUCAACUUUAAUAAAAUUAAUGAAUCAUCCUUCUUGUUAUAUUAAACUUGCCGCAUUAAGAUGUGUCACCAAUAUGGUAACAGGUGAUGAUUUUCAAAUUCAAAUGAUUAUUAAUUGUGGAGUACUUCAAAUAUUAAAGGAAUUACUUUCAUCAUCAAAAGAAAAAGAUUCACGAAUUCGAAGAGAAGCAUGUUUAUUACUUUCAAAUAUUACCGCAGGUACAGUUGAACAAGUUGAAAUAGUUUAUCAAAUUGGAUUAUUUCCUAUUUUAAUUGAACUUAUGAUGGUAGCUGAUUAUUAUAUACGAAGAGAAGCUUGUUGUUCAGUAUCAAAUGCUAUUAUUCAAGGACGAAAUAAUUUUGAAUUAAUUUUAAAUAUAGUUCGAUUAGAAUGUAUUUCUCCUUUAGGAGAAAUCUUAUUAAAUGAUAAUGAUAAUGAUCUCAUAUAUAUGAUAUUAACCGCAAUUCAAAUAAUACUUCAUCUUAAUAUAACUUCGGAAGAUGGAACAAAAUUAGAAUCAGAUCAAUAA
Messenger RNA from Diversispora eburnea, 1278 nucleotides. The record is from the annotation of a GenBank genome assembly. Lineage: Eukaryota; Fungi; Glomeromycota; Glomeromycetes; Diversisporales; Diversisporaceae.